Molecule: messenger RNA, 1207 nt
Organism: Quercus lobata
Lineage: Eukaryota; Viridiplantae; Streptophyta; Magnoliopsida; Fagales; Fagaceae
Product: E3 ubiquitin-protein ligase AIRP2-like
Exons: 5
Coding region: 257-1024 (255 amino acids)
Biological process (GO): protein ubiquitination
Molecular function (GO): ubiquitin protein ligase activity
Source: RefSeq, a predicted model, not a curated record
UUGUCCCAAAAGACAGACCUCUACGCUGUAUAAGCUUCUCAGAGACUUUCAAAAGACCUUGCUUUUGUGCCUUUUGCUUCAAUCACCAAACAUCUUUUUCUUAGUGUUUGUGUACACUGAUUAUACAUGUAGGACCCCACCACUUUCUGGGUUUCUUUUUCUCCGAUCAUCUCUCACUCUUGGUUCUUCUUAAACUCCAUAAUUCUAACAAAAAUUAUCAUAGUCGAAAGAGAAAAGGAAAAAAGAGUGAAGAGAAAUGUUGGAUUACUAUCAGCAGCUUGCUGCUAGGCCCUCUUACCAUGAUUCCAUUAUGGUUCUUGAGAGUGAUAUUCAGUAUGCUAAUAUGCUGGCAGCUUCAAUUCCAAGAGGCAAGGGUGGUGCCUGCCUUCAAAUGAAAUUGGUUUACAAUCAUUUGGCACCCAUUAUAUUGCUUUUGCUUCAGUGGAUGGAUUGCUCAUGUACUUGUCUACUUUCAAGCUAUUUAAACCUAUUUCACAUAAUUGUAUACAAGGUGCACUCUGAUGGGAAGCCGAGAAUGUCUUCAAGUGGAAGGAGAGCUACUAUUAAAGAAUUCUACACUGUUAUAUUGCCAUCUCUUCAGCAUCUCAAUUGUAACUCGUCAGAGUUUGAUAUUAGUCAAGAGGAAGAUGAUGGCACGGAAAUGAUUGUCAGGAAGAAAUUGAACGAUAAGAGGAAGACUUCAGAUAUGGACUUGGAGAGAGAAGAUGAGUGUGGGAUCUGCUUGGAGUCCUGCACUAAAAUGGUUUUGCCUAAUUGCUGCCACUCCAUGUGCAUCAAUUGCUACCAUGACUGGAGCACAAGGUCAGAAUCUUGCCCAUUUUGCCGGGGAAGUUUGAAGAGGGUGAAAUCAGGGGACUUGUGGGUUCUGACAUGCAGUAGCGAUGUGGUUGACACUCAAACUGUGUUGAAGGAGGAUAUGUUGCGGUUCUAUCUUUAUAUAAACGGCCUGCCUAAGGAUAUCCCUGAUGCUUUGUUCUUAAUGUAUUAUGAGUACUUAUUUUAAUCUAACCGACAUUAAGAGCAAUAUACAGGAAGGAAAUAUGCCAACCAUUACCUGUCCAUAGAGUCUGGUAAGGUUUCCACGUAGAAAAUUCAUUCCAACUUGAUAUUUGGGUAGAAUAAUGUACAUCCUCUGUUGAAGAGACCCGGUUAUUAAUUUUAAUGUUGCCCUUUUUCCAGCUCGAAA